Messenger RNA from Elaeis guineensis (African oil palm), 1429 nucleotides. Lineage: Eukaryota; Viridiplantae; Streptophyta; Magnoliopsida; Arecales; Arecaceae. The record is from RefSeq and is a predicted model, not a curated record.
GCCGUUUUAAAAGUUUUAACCGAGCCUUCUCUUGCUCCAUCGGGUUUCGGCACGCCUUUCCCUUCUUCGGUUCUCUCUUUCUUUUUAUCGGUCUCCUGGGUAUCUCCAAUCUCCGGCGUCCAGGAACCGAGAUUUUUUAGCGUCUGGCCAGUGGGAAUUCGAUUUUCGAAUCUUGGGGGAGUUCGGCGGGGGUCCGAUGGCCUCGUCGGUGGUGUCGAAUGUGGCGGCGGCGGCGCUAACAAGCGCGUCGAAUUGGUGGGACAAGGUGAACAACUCGCCCUUGUGGCAGGACCGGAUCUACCAUACACUAGCGGGCCUCUUUGGAUUCGUUGGAGCCGUGGCUCUGAUACAAUUGGUUAGAAUUGAAUGUAGAGUACCAGAGUAUGGUUGGACGACGCAAAAGGUCUUCCAUUUCUUGAAUUUCUUGGUGAAUGGCGUCCGAUCAGUUGUUUUUGCAUUUCGUCGGAAUGUGCAGCGGAUAAAGCCUCAGAUCUUUCAACAUGUUCUUCUUGAUCUGCCUGGUCUUGCAUUCUUCACAACCUAUGCACUGUUGGUACUCUUCUGGGCUGAAAUAUAUUAUCAGGCACGUGCUGUGUCAACUGAUGGGCUUAGGCCAACUUUCUAUACAAUUAAUGGAGUGGUUUAUGCUAUACAGAUUGCUCUGUGGCUGCUUUUGUGGUGGAAGCCCGUUGGAGCUGUGCUCAUCUUAUCAAAGAUAUUCUUUGCAGGUGUAUCAUUAUUUGCUGCCUUUGGAUUUCUUCUCUAUGGGGGGAGGCUCUUUCUGAUGUUGCAACGCUUCCCUGUUGAAUCAAAAGGGAGACGCAAAAAGUUACAGGAGGUUGGUUAUGUAACCACCAUAUGUUUCUCCUGUUUCUUGGUGAGAUGUAUAAUGAUGUGCUUCAACGCAUUUGAUAAAGCUGCAGACCUUGAUGUUCUGAACCAUCCAAUUCUGAACUUCUUAUUCUACCUUCUGGUGGAAAUUCUUCCUUCAUCUCUGGUCCUAUUCAUCUUGAGGAAGCUGCCACCUAAGCGUGGCAUUACACAAUACCAUCCUAUCCAUUGAUUCAGAGGUUGAAGUAUACUGUAGCUUCUGCUCUCUCAAUCUCCCAAAAAUGGAACUGGUUAGGCUCUGUACUGCCUAUGUUUCUUUGCAGAAGUAACGAGCAAGAAUGUGUAGAAAAGAGAAUGGGUCUCAGACGUUGGUGGUAGGGUUGGUUAGAGGGUCACGCAUGUGCUAGUGGAGACUGUAAAGUUGUGAAUCAUUGCAUAUAUGUUCUGUAUAAUAUUCUUUCUGUAAUUAGAGAUGCACAAUGUUUCUUCUAGUUUAACCUUUCCCGUUGAGCUGCUUUCUUUUUUUUACAAUUAAUGCUUCAGAAAAUCUUCUGUAUUCGAUGCUUUGAGUUGAUUUCUGGGGAACUGAGUUUUGAUA